This is a messenger RNA of Rhopalosiphum padi (bird cherry-oat aphid), 880 nucleotides long. RefSeq lists its product as uncharacterized. Bases 252 to 722 code for a protein of 156 amino acids. The transcript has 2 exons. Lineage: Eukaryota; Metazoa; Arthropoda; Insecta; Hemiptera; Aphididae. The record is from RefSeq and is a predicted model, not a curated record.
GAUAAGUUGACCCAACAUAUUGUUAUUAUCCUUCAAAAUUAAAUCAGAAGUUUGAAUGUCUAAUUUUAAAAACACUUAAGUAGUAAAGUAGUCCAUGGAUUUUCGUAUUUAUUUUGCAAAUUGCAACUUUCAUUUAAACAAGUUUUAAACCAAAAAAAUUGAAAUUAUUAAUACAUUUUUAAUUUCAAUAGUAGCACUGCUCUACAAUUUAGCAGUUUAUCUAUUGCAAGUAGUAAAAAUCAUAUGCCAAAAUGGGCGGAUCAUCUAGCACCACUCGAACACUAGAAAUUGAGAAUCCAAAUGUGAUCACUUUGUCAGACAAGGUUGUCGAAAGACUCCGAGGUCAAGAACAGAUAGCACCAGUUGACCAGGGUUCACACAUUUUGCCAACGUAUGUGCAACCAUCUUCUCUGCAAAUACAGAAGGUUGUUCAGCAAGAGUUAGAAGCUAAUGACAAGAGGUGGGAACAGCGUUUUCACCAUGUCAACAACAGUCAAAAAGCUCUUAGCCGCAAUGUCGAAAUAGAAUACAAAAAAACAUAUGAAAAUGUCAAGAAAUUAUUACCUAUAAUUAAAGAUGGAGUACUGAGUGAAACUACAAUAGAAAAAGAAAAUGUUUUAUUGGAUUGUCUAGCCAAUAACAAGGGAACCCCGUUGAAUUGCACCGACGCUGUCAAAGAUUAUCAAAAGGUGUUAUUUCAAUCUACAAAUCAAAAACUUUGAACAUUGGUAGUUCAAUAGAAACUUAUACUUAGAAGUUCAAAUGUUUCAAUGAUAAUAUAAAAAAUUAUGCUUAAAUGUAUGAUAUUUUAAUUAUACACAAUUUACUUUUAAAUCAUGGUAAGUAGUUCUGUUUAAAUGAAUAAAAGGCUACUUUGUUA